Messenger RNA from Elephantulus edwardii (Cape elephant shrew), 1002 nucleotides. RefSeq names its product coiled-coil domain containing 84 (gene CENATAC). NCBI's taxonomy places the organism in Eukaryota, Metazoa, Chordata, Mammalia, Macroscelidea, Macroscelididae. The record is from RefSeq and is a predicted model, not a curated record. The coding region runs from base 1 to 1002 and encodes 333 amino acids. The transcript is spliced from 11 exons.
AUGGCUCCGGCGCAUCACUGCCCCAUUUGCCGCCAGACCUUCUUCUGUGGUCGGGGACACGUCUACAGUCUCAAGCACAAGCGACAGCUUCAGGUUGCUUUGGAGCGGCUCCUACCCCAGGUGGAGGCCGCCCGCAAGGCCGUCCGCGCCGCGCAGGUGGAGCGCUACGCGCCCGAGCACGAUCAGCGCUGCUGGUGUCUCUGCUGCGCCUGUGAAGUGCGGAAACACCUGAGCCACGGAAACCUGACCGUGCUGCACGGAGGGCUGCUGGAGCACCUCGCUAGCCUAGAGCACAAGAAAGCAACCAACAAAUUUUGGUGGGAGAACAAAGCUGAAGUCCAGAUGAAAGACAAGUUUCUGAUCUCCUCCCAGGAUUAUGCAAGAUUCAAGAAAUCUAUGGUACGAGGCUUGGAUUCCUAUGAGGAAAAAGAGGAUCAAGUGAUCAAAGAGAUGGCAGCUCAGAUUCGAGAGGUGGAGUACAACCGGCAGGAGAUGGUUCGGUCUGUCUUAGAGCCUCAGGCAGUGCCAGACCCAGAAGAGGGCUCUUCAACACAAGGAAGCUGGGAAGAGAGAAACAGACAAUUACCUUCCAGUUCACAGCAGCCCUUAGACCUCAGAGGCCCAGAGCUUGACUGGACGGAGACAAAACCAACUCUGACAUUCAUUGGCCAUCAGGAGAUACCAAGAAUUGGCAACAUCCACUCAGGUGCUAUACCUCCCUGGAUGAUUAAUGAUGAGGAACAUAGCUCCAGCUCCGGGAGCCAACAAAUUGGACCAUCCUAUGAAGAAUUUCUUAAAGAAAAAGAAAAAGAGAAAUUGAAGAAACUGCCCCCAGGCAGAGUUGGGGCCAACUUUGAUCACAACUCCAGCACCAGUGCAUGCUGGCUGCCUUCUUUUGGUCGAGUCUGGAACAAUGGACGCCGCUGGCAAUCCAGGCAUCAAUUCAAAACAGAAAGGAACAAACAGAAGUCACAUAAAGGAAAAACCCCCGUGGUUACCUAA